Neurospora hispaniola is the source of this 2356-nucleotide messenger RNA. RefSeq names its product P-loop containing nucleoside triphosphate hydrolase protein. NCBI's taxonomy places the organism in Eukaryota, Fungi, Ascomycota, Sordariomycetes, Sordariales, Sordariaceae. Bases 1 to 1923 code for a protein of 640 amino acids. Gene Ontology annotation, molecular function: GTPase activity; GTP binding. The transcript has 7 exons. The record is from RefSeq and is a predicted model, not a curated record. Gene Ontology annotation, biological process: mitochondrial translation. Gene Ontology annotation, cellular component: mitochondrion.
AUGAGAGACCUCACCGCGUCUUCAGAAGGGUAUCGUUCAAGAUUAGCAUGGGGGGAACACUCCGGCCUAGAUCUCUACAGACUACGCCAAUCCCUUGAAGGUUACGAGGAGAUUGGGCCAGAAGGGCCGAAAAGAACCCCUAUCCAUAGCCACUUCGAGGCGGGUAGUAUCAUGUCCUCUACAGGGCAUGCCCCAAUCGCGCCUUUCUUCCAAGGAAGUUUCUUUGAUGUUCUUGGCGAGAGAAUCGGGGCAACAACAUGCCCCACAAAAUCGCAGAUCCGGACCAUUGCCCGCUUCUCGUUUCUUACGCCGCAGAAGCAAUUACGUCACUGGUCAACCCACCAUCACAUGUGUUCGGAUGAGGAAGGCGGCGAGGGCGGUCACAACUCUCUUGCCAGCAGUCCAGCGCCACUGAUCCCAAAGGUUACUUUUCGAAAUAUCCCAAGUUGGAGGUACCUUUUGGCGCUUAUGCACUUAUCGGAGAACGAUCCACCGAUAAGCAACUAUCCGUUAUCAGAACUCAAAUUCCAGACUCACCUAGCCCAGGAUCGUGAAUCCAAGUUCGAGCCAUCCACAAUCAACAAUGAGACCCGCGAAAACGGAACUCUUCGCAACACCAAAACACUCGCAAAAUACUCAAUGUCGGGCACAAUAACUGGCAAAGUAGCAGCCGGCGCCACGGCCGCCGUCACAUCGGCAGUCGAGAAUGUCGCAAGAACCGCAACCUCCCUCACAGCCGGCGGCGGCUUCGCACCGCGCGAAGUUUACGAAUCCUCGACGCAAAUCACCCGCUCCUACUACCUCGGCCACCACGCCUCCGCCCUCAACAAAAUGCGCCAGACCAUCUCGAACGUCGGCUUGAUCAUCGAAUGCCGCGACUUCCGCGUACCUAUCUGCUCGUGGAACCCGCUCCUCGAGCGCAGUCUCGCCGCCUCCGCUGCCGGCGAGCGCUCCCGCAUCAUCGUCUACACGAAGCACGACCUCGGCCCACCCUCGGGCAACUUCUCCAAAGAGACCUCCAUCGAGGGCUACACCAACGGCCGCUACCAAAACGGCAAGGACAUGGUCAAGACCCUCAAAAAGUACCACAAGAACUCCUACACCACCAAAGACGUCAUGUUCCUCGGCACCUCCGCCGGCGCCCGCAGUCGCAACGACGCACCCAACAACGACAAACACCUACUCGAGUCCAUCAAGCGCAUCGCCCGCGAAGCCGACUCUCUGACGGGUAUGCGCGCCAUGGUGGUCGGCAUGCCCAACAGCGGCAAAUCCACCCUGCUCAACCGGCUGCGCGCCAAGGGCAUGGGUCUGCCCAAAGCCGCGCAAACCGGCGCCACACCGGGCGUCACCCGUAAGAUCGGCACCCCCGUGCGCAUCAUAGCUGGCGAGUCCGCCGACGACCCGAGCAGCGCCGGCUUAGGCGAGGGAGUCUUCAUCAUGGACACGCCGGGCGUGUUCAUCCCGUACGUCUCGGACCCGGAGGACAUGCUCCGUCUGGCGCUGGUGGGGUGCGUGAAAGACGGCGUGAUUCCGUCCGUCACGGUGGCCGAUUACCUGCUUUACCAUUUGAAUCUUGUCGACCCGAAGCUGUACACGCGCAAGUUCGACUUGGGCAAGCCGACCAACGACGUGCACGAGUUCCUGCGGGCGGUGGCGACACGCACGGGUAAAUUGAGAAAGGGGUCGGAGCUGAACCUGGAGAACGCAGCCGACUGGGUGGUGCAGGCGUGGCGGCGCGGAGACCUGGGCCGGUUCGCGCUGGAGAGGGUCACGGAGGAGACGCUCGCGCAGGCGGUCGAGAAGGCGAGGGAGCCGACGGUGAGUAUCAGCCAGGCGAGGAAGAGGGAGAAGGAGCAGAGAAAGGUCGCGCAGCAGAUGAAGUGGGCAGGCAUAACGGCGCCGCCGGGUGGAAGUGUGGCGUAGGCACCGGUUUAGCACUCAUAAUAUGAUGUGGAUUUCGGUUGCAGUCGAAAGUAUGCCUCAGCGAGGAAUGGAAGUUCAAGGAAAAUUAGAUUUCGCUCUGGACCAUAAAAGGAAAAGAAAGAAGACAAAAGCAUUUGAUACCCGCGCUCGUCAGAAUUACGAGGGCUUAGACAAUACACCAAUCUUGGAUAAUAACUCCAUCGCCAACAUUUUCUCCUGGUGCGGUGGACUCUUAUUCAGUCUUGAGUAAAAUACAGCAUGCCUGCGAGAAGAUAAAAGGCUUCGAGGGGCAACAUGAUGCUAUUUCAUGUUGUCACGUACCCUUUACAUCAACACAAAAGCGAGAGAAUCAUGUCAUCUUGUUAUUUCUUCCUCACCGAAAUUUGAAAAAGAAAAGAAAAUCGGUUAAAAUGGCGAAAAAGAGAAAUUAAUU